CACCACUGUAGUCUCCAGGCUAUUGGUGUUGUCCUUCGUGGAUGUUAAAUCAAAGUUCAGUUUUCUCUAAUCAUUUCAGAUGACAAGAAAGACAUUGACCAUGAAACUGUGGUGGAAGAGCAGAUCAUUGGCGAGAAUUCCCCUCCCGACUACUCAGAAUACAUGACCGGCAAGAAAUUACCACCUGGAGGAAUACCUGGCAUUGAUCUUUCAGACCCCAAGCAGUUGGCAGAAUUUGCAAGAAUGAAGCCAAGAAAAAUCAAAGAAGAUGAUGCUCCACGGACGAUAGCAUGUCCUCACAAAGGUUGCACAAAAAUGUUCAGGGAUAACUCAGCCAUGAGGAAGCAUCUGCACACUCACGGACCCCGGGUACACGUCUGUGCAGAAUGUGGCAAGGCCUUUGUGGAGAGCUCAAAGCUAAAACGGCAUCAGCUAGUUCAUACUGGAGAGAAACCAUUUCAGUGCACGUUCGAAGGUUGUGGCAAACGCUUUUCACUGGACUUCAAUUUACGCACACAUGUGCGAAUUCAUACUGGAGACAGGCCCUAUGUGUGCCCUUUUGAUGGCUGUAAUAAGAAGUUUGCGCAGUCAACUAACCUGAAAUCUCACAUCUUAACACACGCUAAGGCCAAAAACAACCAGUGAAACUCUGCAAGAAGAAAGCUAAUGAACUCGAAACAUCUUACCUUACAGGAGAAUGGUUGAAAAUGAAUAAGCCUCCCUCUUUGUAUAUUGUUUCUAGGAAAGAAUUAAAAAAACACAAAAAAAUAAGAAUCCUACAUGCCUAAAGGACUUGUUUUUGAUAAAGUAGCAAAAUAAACUUUACUUCAGCAUUGCUACAAUGCUCGAUUUUGCUCUGUAAUUUGGUUUCAAGAGCAUGGUGUUUUGUAAAGCGUGGCCCCACCUGGAGGAGGCAGACAGUUCAUGGACUUGCAUCAAAGACAGUUCUUUCUACAACAGUGCUAAAAUUGGACUUUUCACAUUGUUAUAAAUAUGAAGCUCACCUGUUGCUUACGAUUUUUUAAUUUUGUAUUUUCCAAGUGUGCAUAUUGUACACUUUUUGGGGAUAUGCUUAGUAAUGCUAUGUGUGAUUUUUUUCUGGAGGUUGAUAACUUUGCUUGCAGUAGAUUUUCUUUAAAAGAAUGGGCAGUUACAUGCAUACUUCAAAAGUAUUUUCCUGUAAAGAGAAAAAAAAGUUAUAUAGGUUUCGUUUGCUAUCUUAAUUUUUUGGUUGUAUUCUUUGAUGUUAACACAUUUUGUAUAAUUGUAUCGUAUAGCUGUAAUGAAAUCAUGUAGUAAAAAUAUUAGAUGUGAUUUAAUAGUGUUAAUCAACUUAAACCCAUUUUAGUCACUUUUUUUUGGGAAAAAUACUGCCAGAUGCCGAUGUUCCGUGUACCUUCUCUUUGCCUGUUCAGUUAAGGAAAGUGGUGCUCAGUUGUAGAAUGUAUUGUACAGGCGCUGACCUUUUAACAACACCCAGUAUGUACAUCCCAUGUAAUGGAGUGGGCAACAAUAAACCAGUGGUCCUGAAGAAAGAAUAUGGCAGAAAAUUAUCUGUAAGCACAGCCUAUUUUCUUCUGUUGUCCAGAACAAAUUAUAGUUCUUUAACCUCCCAGAAAUUGGAAGAUAAAUAAAAUUCAAGUUACAUUUA
Molecule: messenger RNA, 1651 nt
Organism: Pogona vitticeps (central bearded dragon)
Lineage: Eukaryota; Metazoa; Chordata; Lepidosauria; Squamata; Agamidae
Source: RefSeq, a predicted model, not a curated record